AUGGACGGCUCUAUGGCUUCUGGGAUUGACAAUGAGAAAGCAACUACAGACGUUGAUGACUCUAGAUGGGAGGCUUUUGAUAUUUCAUCUGCAGAAGAUGAAUAUGAAGUACCUUCGUCUGAUGAUGAUGAUAGCAUUUUUGGUGAUCCUGUAUCUGAGUCUGAUAAUAUGGACAUCGAUGAUGAAGACAUCAUAAGAGAGACAGAUGAUGAACCCACUUCUGAAAAUACGAGUGAUGUUGUUGUAAUCAGAAACAGUGAGCUUACCUACUAUGGGGAUUCUGAUUUGGAAGACUUUGCUUAUGAAGAGGAUAUUCCUGAGCAGUCGAAAUCAUUAGAAGGGGGGGUUUCACAGCUGUCAAAAUCUGAAUGCAAAAGCGAAGUGACAGGAAGUUCCCAGUUGGACCAUACUAAGCAGGAAGAUAAUAAGGAUCCAUAUGAUAUUGAUGCUGAAAUGAGCAGACAUGUGUCGUAUAACAGGAAAAAGGGUGUUUGGACUGCUCUGAGAUUUGACGACAAUCACAACCAUAAGCCUGCUACAGCUGAUCAAAUCGCUUUUAUGAGGUCUCAUAGAAAGAUCAAGGCUCAUCAGAAAUCUAGGAUCAUGUCACUGGGAGCUGCUGGGAUGAGAUUAUUCAACAUUAUGAGGACAUUUAUCAGUGACAAUGGAAAAUACAGCAUGGUAGGAUUUGUAAGAAAGGAUCUUUACAACAUGUCUUGCCGUGAAAAGAGGAAGAUGCUUGCAAAGGGUGACGCCAACACAACCAUUGGCAUUAUGGAGAAGAGGAAGCGAGAUGAUCCUGAAUUCUUUUUUGAUUACAAGCUUGGUAAAGGUGGAAAAUUGUUACACCUGUUCUGGUGUGAUUCUCAGUCUCGGCAGGACUAUGCCGACUUCGGUGACGUCUUUGGUGUUUGA
Messenger RNA from Lolium perenne, 915 nucleotides. The record is from RefSeq and is a predicted model, not a curated record. Lineage: Eukaryota; Viridiplantae; Streptophyta; Magnoliopsida; Poales; Poaceae.